AUGCUGAUUGCCAAAUAUCACUACAGCCAGACAAAACCCAUUUCCAGUUCCAAGUUGGGCCCUCAUUUUUCUGGAACACCAAACAGGCCGUUGCCAAGAAUGCUGCAAAUGGUGCCGCAAUGGGUUGUGCUGAACUAUGUGGUUGCGAUCAGCCUGCGUCUGAAGUGGGCCUGGGAUUGCCUUCUUUUCCACUCCUUUUCCCACCCUAAUGGCCUGAGACUGCAGCCUGAAUAUGCCGAUGGCCUUAACGUUAAGUGCUACGAAAAUGAUUCGGAGGAGUGCGCUGUUUGUUUGUGCAAAAUUGAUGAAAGGGAAGACGUCAGAGAGCUGAGGUGUAACCAUUCGUUUCAUAGGGCUUGCUUGGAUAGGUGGUUGGGGUACGGCCACAUGACAUGCCCCUUGUGCCGGAGCAACCUCAGGCUGCCGCCAGGCACGGUGGACCUCCACCAGGAACUCAUACUAAUCAACUUCUGCGCCGCCUCUAGAUACAGUGAUCGCUGUGCAUGGUGGCUGCGAUGA
Sesamum indicum (sesame) is the source of this 519-nucleotide messenger RNA. RefSeq lists its product as uncharacterized. The record is from RefSeq and is a predicted model, not a curated record. Lineage: Eukaryota; Viridiplantae; Streptophyta; Magnoliopsida; Lamiales; Pedaliaceae. Gene Ontology annotation, biological process: protein ubiquitination. Gene Ontology annotation, molecular function: ubiquitin protein ligase activity.